Molecule: messenger RNA, 2082 nt
Organism: Vespa velutina
Lineage: Eukaryota; Metazoa; Arthropoda; Insecta; Hymenoptera; Vespidae
Gene: Mrm2
Product: rRNA methyltransferase 2, mitochondrial
Exons: 1
Coding region: 798-1544 (248 amino acids)
Biological process (GO): RNA methylation
Cellular component (GO): mitochondrion
Molecular function (GO): rRNA (uridine-2'-O-ribose)-methyltransferase activity
Source: RefSeq, a predicted model, not a curated record
AUGGUAUUCGAGUGAGGUUAAGAAAGCCAUAAUGAAGCUUUAUCAAAAAAAGCUGAAUUAAUCGACCCGAAAUAUGUUGUUGGCCGUAAAUUUACGAGGUUGAAGACGAAAAUAACUCGAUUUGUGGGCGAGCGUCCAAUCGCGAUGAGAAUAAAUGACGGAAAAACAUUGCAAGUCGACGUAGGUUAGAAGAGAGAAAAAAAAAGAAAAAUAAAUAAAUUUGACAGUGGCAUGCCAGCGCUGUCAAAAUGUGGCGCACUGGGUCACAUACCUUGAUCCUGAUUGAAGCCAGCAUAAAGCAAGCCGUUACCAUGUGGGUUUCCCGUUGUUAAAUUCAUCGUAAAUUAAGUCCUUUUGGUAGACAUUCGUUCGUACCGUCCGUUUAAACUCGUCGAAGUUGAUCACAUAUUCGCCGGCAAUGGCCGGCAAGCAGCGCAAGACCUUACCUGCCGACGAAAUCCAGCCACCAUCUUCGCGCAUGCCAACGAAGCUGCCUCUGCCAUUAAUCAGCUGAUAUACUGUUGAACCUAUCGCAUUUCUCUUCGACCAAUCAGAACGAGUUCUAGUUUGUUCUAGUUUCAAUACUAUUUCGUGUGUAUUUAAGCAUGUCGAUACUUUUCAUUUAUGUUUUUUUAUUUUUCAUUUAAUAGAAAGAUUUAAUAUAUAAUAAGUGAUUUGUUUGUUACUUAGGAUCUAUACGUUGUGAGAUAAAAAUGAAUUUUGAUCAAGAUUAUAAGAAGUGUUUGAUCUUGCUUGUUUUAUUUCAAAGAGGUUAGGUUAUUAAGAACAACAGAAAGAUGCGUUUUAUAAAUGGUAUUUUUACGAGAUGUAUACAUGUUUAUACUCCAUUGUUACGAGAGAAACCGAACAAUUUGAAAGGCAAAAAACAUAGUUCCCAAUUAUGGUUGAAAAGACAGUUGCGUGAUCCCUAUGUUGAGAUGGCCAAACAACAAAAUUAUAGAUGUAGAAGUGCUUUUAAAUUGUUAGAAAUAAACGAGAGCAAAAAGAUUUUCAAUUUUGGAGAUAUCGUAAUAGAUUGCGGUGCUUCUCCAGGCAGUUGGUCUCAGGUUGCUGUCAAAUUAACCAAUGCGGAUGGUAAACAGGAUGGUUCCAUUGGGAAAGUUAUUGCAAUAGAUAGACUUCCAAUUUUCCCAAUAGAAGGUGCGACUGUUUUAGGAAAUAUGGAUUUUACUGCAUUAGAUACACAGAGAAAAGUGCACCAAUUAUUAAAUGGAAUUAAAGCAAAUGUUGUUUUAUCCGAUAUGGCUCCUAAUGCUACCGGUGUACGGGAAUUAGAUCAUGAAAAUAUAAUGAAAUUGGCAUAUUACGCUAUGAAGUUUGCUCUCCAAGUUUUAAACAAAGAUGGACUUCUUCUUGUUAAAAUUUGGGAUGGAUCUAAGUUAAUUCAAUUACAAAAUGAUUUAGCAAAAUUUUAUACAAGCAUCAAGAUAUGUAAACCUAAUGCAACACGUACCGAAUCCAGUGAAACAUUUGUUCUCGCAAGAGGUUUCAAAGGAUUGAAAAUAUCAUUUCCUAAUUCAUAAAAUAACAGAUAGGCUAAAGAAAUGAGAGAACACAUUAAUUUUUUUUUUUUUGGAAUAAUAUCGUCUUAUCUUAUUGCGAUUGUUUCUACGCGCGAUGCAACAAAUGUAUUUAUACAAAUACAUUUGUUUACAGUAAAUUAUUGUAGAAUAUGUAAUAUACAUUGUUAUAUUUAGCCAUAAAUAAUACAAUAAUUGUUCAAUACAAUUACAAUUAAUACGUAUUAUGACAGUGUUCUUUUGUUUGUUCAUUAUUAAUACCAUAUAAUAUAUAUACACAAUUCUUUUAAUAAAGUUAAUAUUUACAUAAAUUGGCAUAUAAUAGAUAAGAAACAUUACACACCACAUUGAAACAUACAUAGAACAAUAAUGUUACCGAUCACACUGUCGAGUGUCAUAUUUGUUUUAUCAUACGUGAUAUCACACGUAAAAGAGACAUAGCCAUACAUGUUGAACAUUAUUAAAAGUAAAGUCUAGUAUUAAUUUCCAUUGGUCGUACGUGUCUUUCGUAUAGGAUUAACUGUGUCAUGUGUGUUUCUUU